Molecule: messenger RNA, 1101 nt
Organism: Penicillium waksmanii
Lineage: Eukaryota; Fungi; Ascomycota; Eurotiomycetes; Eurotiales; Aspergillaceae
Product: PICOT family protein
Exons: 2
Coding region: 1-1101 (366 amino acids)
Molecular function (GO): 2 iron, 2 sulfur cluster binding
Source: RefSeq, a predicted model, not a curated record
AUGACCAUACAAUACGCAUCUGAUAACGCAGGAUCGCCGGAAAAUUCACCCUCCACUCUCGUCACGCCAUCCUCCGCCCCGGACAACUCUGAUUCUUUCACCAUCACCCAGAGGCAUUCAUCCCUCUAUCAAAUCCACCCUGAAGACUCGACAAACAACCGCCGGGGGCCUCGCCUGUUUCGACUAACUCUACACUCCCCGCUCAUACCACUUCCCUCCUCCGCACCGUCCACACGCGACCCCUCACCGAUGUCGUCCCUCACCGAAGUCCCCUCGGAGGACGCCUUCGCGCAGCACAUGAGCAAUGCCCCUCCCGAAACCCUCAUCAUUCUCUACUUCUAUGCUUCAUGGGCCGCCCCUUGCACACAGAUGCGCAAUGUCCUCAGCGCCCUCGCCUCUCAGUACCCCGCCACAACCCCACCAACAGUCUCGUUUGUCAGCAUUGACGCCGAGCAGUUGCCCGAUAUCUCAGAGGAGUACGAUGUGUCCGCCGUGCCGUUUGUCGUCUGCGUGAAGAACGGGGAGAUUUUGGAAUCCAUCAGCGGCAGUGACGCUAUCAAAGUUCGCGAUGCUAUCGAACGCCAUGUUGGUGGUGGCGCCCCCACCGAUGGUGGUCACAGAGCGCAUAUUCCUCCUCCUCUCUCGGCGGUUGCCCGUGAGAAUGGCCCUGUGACUGCCACCCAGCAGCCUGUUUCUACCUCCGAUGGCUCGGUUGGACCUGCCGCCAAUGCGGUCCCGGUCUCCGCUGACCCCGCUCUCACACCCGAGCAGUCGAAAGAAGCCCUCUUUGCCCGCCUGGGCGAACUUGUCAAGGCCGCUCCCGUCAUGCUCUUUAUGAAGGGUACCCCCAGUUCCCCGCAGUGCGGCUUCAGUCGGCAGCUGGUUGGCAUUCUACGUGAGCGCAGUAUCAAGUAUGGAUUCUUCAACAUUCUGGCCGAUGAGGAUGUUCGUCAAGGUCUGAAGGAGUUUGCGGAAUGGCCUACUUUCCCUCAAUUGUGGGUCGCCGGAGAGCUGGUUGGUGGUUUGGAUAUUGUCCGCGAGGAAAUCAAUGCAGACCCUGACUUCAUGGGAGAAUUCUCUGUCAAUAAGCCCGUAGCUUGA